ACUAACCAUCUCAGUGCUGUACGACGACGACGCGUGGCGGUCGGCGGCAGCUCAGUGGCGCGGUGGCUCCGGCCGUCGGCUGCGGUGUGCGGAGGCGCCGAGGAGGAUCGAGGAGAAGCAGCGUCGAUGCGGUCGCGACGGAGCGCGCGAGUGGGGUCGGCGCUGGAGCCGCUCGGAUGCCGGCUCCGUCGGCCCAAUCGACGGCGACCGGAUCUAAGCGGCGCCCGCACGCCGCCGAGGGUGAACAAGAAGCCGAAGCGAGGAGCCGAGCCUCCCCGAGCCCAAGCCUCCCUCGUGUCUACUCUAGCGUCCAGGUAGCGCGCCAAAAAGGGCUUCAGGCAGAUCUGCUCCAGGUACCACCCGCCCAACCAAAGCCUCUUUUUACCGCAGCCAUCGUCAGUAUAAAAAUGUGAGAUGCCAUUAUCCUUUUUAGACUUCAAACAGGAAGUUCAAGAUGGGGAUAAAAGGUGAAAUGCUACACUUUAAAAAAAUUAGAGCAAGUGAUAAGGGUGAUGGAAUAUUUUGGGUGGAAUAAAUCGACGAAUUCGGAUUGAGAAAAGGGAAUAAAGGGGCACCAAUAGUGCUCUGCAUGUCUAGAACCUGGAGCUUGAUAAAAAUGUCCUUGUCUUUCAAACAAAACCAUUUUUUCCUAAGCAAUCUCCCAGUGCUCCCAGGUAUAUUGUCUUGUGCAGUGCCGGAUUUUUCUUUUAUCACCGGAUAGUAUCCGUAGCUGUCAAAGCACUGCUUGCUACGCGGAGUUUCCGCUGCAUGGGAUGAAAAUCUGUAUAUGCCGUAGCGCGUGCUUUGCACAUGAGCUUCCUCUGAGGGAACAAAGGAAGGAAUAGUAUUCUUUGGGGACACGGGGAACAAUCUUUGCAAAUCAUAAUUGAAUUGGAAUUUUAAGCUUAGAAUCCUUUGCCUUUUUGAGAAAGCAGAGUACCGUUUUAGUUGUAGUAUGGACUGAACUUCACCUUCACCAGAUCAGUACCCAUUCACAGGAAAGAUUUAUUAGAUUAGAUUUUCACCAGUUGGUCAUUGAUUUGAUUUGCCCGUCGACAUCCCAUGGUUGGAUCGACAACGAACAUUGUUUAGUGCAAACAGUAUUUGCAACCGGUAACGUCUUUACCUUUGCACUUCAGUGUGGAGUUGAUUCCUCUGCAAACCAGCAGCGGGAGAAGCAUCGACUCAACCUUGCUCUUGCCCUGCCGUUUAUAGCACUAAAGCAUCCAGGUCAGAAAACCAAAGCUGUAUGGUAGAUGGUAACUGACCGAUUCUCUUCGUUGAAAAGGGAACACCUUGCUGAUGUGUCUACACUUGAUUAAUGUUUUGAUAUUUUUUGAUGGUGGUCAAUCUGGCUAGUGUGGACGCUUGUUCCAAUGAUCUGCAACAGAUCGGUUUCCACAAUAUGCCACACAGAGGAGCAAUUGCCGCAUAAAUAAAUAUGUUAAAUUGCAUGAAAGUAUGUUUAUUCUAGAUUAGAUUGUGAAAAACCCAAAUGAACUUGUAAGUUAGUAGUAGAACUGCCCAGUUGUUGGAAAUCUGUAAAUACAGUGUGCCUUGGUGAAAAACAUACUCCUUUUUUAGAUACGGAAAUCCUUAUCACCAAACUUCUAUCAUUUAUAUUCAUAUAUUACGCUGCAGGUCUUACUUGGUCUCUGAGAAACAGGGUUAUUCAUGUUUCUUCUACUCACGUUUGAGUUCCUGAUGACAACAGAGGGAAAGGAACAGACAUACUUAGGGUAGUCCCGACAGAUCCUUUUCAUGCAAAUAAAACAGUACGGACAGCUGACUAGAAGUGAACAUGGAACCUCUUGAAUUAUUGCGUAAAGGUGUGAUUUGGGAGAAUAUAUGUUGAUCAGAAUAGGUUUUGUGAAUGUCUGUAGGUAAUGCACGUAUGCAGAGAAUCGAUUCUGAAGUGGCUAUAUAUAUUUAACCCCAAUAAUACAAUCUGCCCCUGGCAUAUAAUGCCACUUCCAACUUUAGUACUAUCUUUGGGAGGUUGCACAACAUCUAGAAUGGACAAGACAUACAAACUCUUUAUUAAAUUAAAUUAGUAAAAGGUAAAAUGUUAACUGAAGAGAAUUAGCUUUACCUAUUUUCUUUUCCAGUCUGGAGUUUCAGCUCCAUGCAGCCAUGGCUCCACCCUCUAGCGCUGUUUGAUGCAGAUAGGUCCAGAUAGGAAUGUCUGCUACUUUCUUAAUUUUUAGUUGUGUGAUAAGGUUUUCAAUCAUGCUUUGCCUUGUUUAUCGUGCCUUUCCAAUAAUAUUUUUGUGUGUUGAUGCUGUAGAGAAAUAUUAGAGGGAGUUUGUAGGAAGAGUGUUAUGAUUAGUACUCCAUCUUCACCAAGCAAUUUUGUAAUGGACAGUGAUACAAACCCUGAUGAAGCAUCCAACGGUUAUUGAGUUUUGAGUUAUGGCUCCAUGGAGCCAAGAAACUUUUUCCUUUUCUUGUUCACUGUUUUCGCUUGAAAUAAUAAGCCUACUAAGUCCUGAGCUACUAGUAUCUUCAUUGAACUGUUAAUUGUCACCAUGAAUCUUGUAGACCAUUUUCUUAAAAGUUACAUGCAUCUAUUUUGGCCUUUCCACUUUUCCAGUUAUUUUUCUGCCUACCAUUGUGCACUACAGAACAGAGGAUGACAAAUAUCCAGCAUAUUGUACUUUUCUCGCAGGAAAAUAUAUUGUUAUACACAGCUGCACGCUUAAUCAGGGAUGCCCAUACAGGAAGCCGGUAACGAAGCUAGAAGCACAUUUACUCUGUAAUUGAUCUAGAGCACAUUUACUCUGUAAUGGAUUUACACAUGUAACAGUAUGAUUCCAUGGAUACAACACUUACAAGAUUUGCAUUGAGCCUGUAUGUAUAAUAAGGGGAAUACAUAUGAGAAAGGCUAAUUUAAACAAUUCAUUUAAGCUGAAAUUUUAGCCAGCAUUUUUACUACAAAACUAUAUUUACAUUUUCUGUACAGUUGAAUUUAUUCAAAUUCGUUUAUGAACUUUUAUUUUCCUCACUUUAAUUGUAAUUGCCGGCCUCGUUUUUUUUAUCUGCCUUUCUUUUUCGUUCUUACAGUUACUGAAGUAAUGUGGCAUUUUGGUCUAAGGUGGGGGCACUAGGAUUUUCUAUUAGCCACACAAAGUGUGCAUAACUGCUAGAUCUGCACCUCCCCAGGUACAUAUUGUGGAAGAAUAAAAAUCUAAAGAAUAUAUCCUUUGAUCCUAAUUCCUCACACCAUUGUCCAGGGAUAAAUUAAAAGACCUUAAACUAACAAUUUCUCUGAAAAAAGAGAGAAAAGGUGGCCAGUAAUAUAUAGCAGAAAACAAGUUACUGAUCAGGCUAUAUUAUUGUGCUGAAUUUGUUGCUCUUGAAUCUUGUAAUAUUCAUGGUGUCGAUUCAGUCUCGAGCUAUUUUUAUGGUCCAACUAAUCAACUGUGUUUGUACUCCCUCCGUUCCUAAAUAUUUGUCUUUUUAGAGAUUUCAAAUGGACUACCACAUACGGAUGUAUAUGGACAUAUUUUAGAGUGUAGAUUCACUCAUUUUUGCUCCGUAUGCAGUCACUUGUUGAAAUCUUUAGAAAGACAAAUAUUUGGAAACGGAGGGAGUAGUAUUUAAGUAACUCUUUAAGCAACAUGCAUGAAAGACUGGUUUAUACUUGCAUGCCCGGUAGACACCAUUCUUACUCUGCAUUUGCCUGCCUGCACAUUUACAACUGAACUGCUGUAGCCCUAGCUUGAAAUUUAGAUCAUAAUUAUAAAACCAGUGAGGUGUCCGUGCCAAUGAAAAGUUGAUUUGUGCGUAUAUACACAAAACAUUUGCCUGAAUUACCUUAAUCAAAUUAUGUUACUGAGACAACUAUUUGAUUUUUGGAGUAGUUAAUUAUAGCGCAAUUACAUUUAUGUUUGGAAGAAUCAGUUAGUACACAUUCAGAAGUAAUAUACCGCGGGGUAGACUCAGGAUGUAACACUAAAAUUCUCCUAUCUUUGGCACCACUUUUCUGUUGCAUUGUGGUCUUUCUUGGUUCUCCCUGUCCUUUUUUCUCCAUUCACCCUUCAAUCUGGAUAGCUCAGUUAGAAAGGCUAGGUCAGAGCAUCUCUGUGCCUCCAAAGCCGCCCUGGAUUCGCAAUUAUUGAGGCGCCUCCACUAUAAAAAGGCAACCAUCCACAAGAAGUAAGAACACAGCGAGCAAGCAAGCAAAGCACACAACAAGGACAAGACAGCAGCUGAGAACCCUAGUACUGAACCAAAAGCCUUCACAGGGGCUUACUGCGAAUGAACACCCAGAGGAAGCCUGGAGACUGGAACUGCAACUCGUGCCAGCACCUCAACUUCAGCCGCCGUGACUUCUGUCAGCGCUGCCGUGCCACGCGCUCGGAUCUGCAGCUCGGAGACGGCCGCUGUAUAGGUGGUGUGCUGACCUCCCUGGACGUUCGCCCAGGUGACUGGUACUGCAAUUGCGGCUACCACAACUUCGCCAGCCGCUCCAGCUGCCUCAAGUGUGGCACCAUCGUGAGGGACUUCCCCGCAGGCCAGGGUGGCACUGGCGCUGCUGAGAGCGGUGGAGUUCGUGCUGGGUGGAAAACUGGUGACUGGAUAUGCACAAGGCCUGGCUGUAAUGUGCACAAUUUUGCAAGCAGAAUUGAGUGCUAUCAUUGCAAUGCACCUAGGGAAGCAGGCACCGGGAAGUAAGGAUCAACCAUGCCGACCGAGAUCGAGAGGCGUGACGCGAUGGCUUAGGACGAGACCAACCAUUGUCACACUCGCAAGCUGCGAUCCAGGAAGAAUAAAACUACAGAGUAGUAUAUAUGAUGUAUUGCCACCUGUUAUACUACUACAACCGUUGCAUGGUUGCGAGGGCAGGAGAAGUUCCCUUAGCUUCCAGAAUGUAACGCGUGCAUGGUAUCGUCGCGCCUCGUUUACGUUGGUCGAGGCGUCGCUCAUAUUGUACGGUUUGGAUUACUUGAAUAAAUAUUCUUAACCAUCCUUAUAUGUAUUGUGUAACUGUUGA
Messenger RNA from Triticum dicoccoides, 4996 nucleotides. RefSeq lists its product as uncharacterized. The record is from RefSeq and is a predicted model, not a curated record. Gene Ontology annotation, molecular function: mRNA binding. The transcript has 4 exons. NCBI's taxonomy places the organism in Eukaryota, Viridiplantae, Streptophyta, Magnoliopsida, Poales, Poaceae. Gene Ontology annotation, cellular component: cytoplasm. The coding region runs from base 4261 to 4677 and encodes 138 amino acids.